GUCGAUUAGAUCCGGGGUUUAGCAUAUUGCUACAGUAGUUAAGCCUGUCUCAACUUCCCCGGUUUCCAUUUCCACUUCUUCACCCCCGCAACUUUCAUUUCCAACUUUUCACCCUCCUCGGUUUCGUUGACUAUCCUGCACAAUUGUGAUUUCGGAUAAAAGCCAAAUGGAAAAGUCAGGAGUCGGAUGGCGCAACGCCAGCGAUAAUUUAAGCUUAGGACAUUGAUGGCAGCAAGCAGUGAUGAUGCCGUGGGCAGUCGACGGAGGAGAACACUGCGCCAGUGCAUGACAUGCGGGCGUACAUUCUUCAAAGCCGACCAUCUCGAGAGACAUAUCAGGUCUCAUACGAAGGAGAAACCCUUCAGAUGUGUCAAGUGCGGAAAGAGAUAUGGUCGUCAUGACACAUUGCUACGACAUGAGAGAGAUCAUCCAGAGAAUGUCUCAGACGCGGAGACCUCCUGCUCACAACUAUUCAGUACCACCAUAGUGACCCCAACAAGCGACAAGGUCACGGAAGCCUCUGGUGUUGAACAUGUUACUGUUGAUAUCUCAGCCACAGGGCAUAAUUCUACAUCCAAACAGACCGAGGAUUUAAUCGUCAACUUCGGCACGGUCGCUUCAAUGGACAUGACUUCUCUGGAAUACAAUAGCGAUAGGCCAGGCUUCCGACCUAUUCAGCCGCAACCCAACGUCUCCAAUGGGGAAUAUCCCAGCUACAACGCCAACCAAGUCGAUGGCAGCUUUGACCUCGGAUUGGAUGCUAUGGACUUCGAAGCUCAAUUUCCAUCCUGGAUGGUUGACAUUGACCUUAAUGCUGGAAAUCUCGAUACGCCGCUGGUUAUGACCAUGGCUGAACUGAGACCUGGCUGGCUGGACAGCCCAUUAGCUUCGCAUGGCGUUUCUACCUACAAGCCAAGUCAGAAUAUGCAACGCCUCUGGUUUACCGCCCCUGAUGAGUCUCACGAAGAAUUUCCACCUUCAGGCCCAGCGACACCUCUCACAACCCAAGCCGAUCAAGUCGUAGUUGACGAUUCCUAUCGGCAGACUCUGCAUCAGAGCUUGCAAAUCCGAUCAAUGGACCAAAAUCUGUCGUCGGCUCUUCCUUCGACAGACUUUCUGAACCUCUGUGUCAGGUCAUAUUUUGCACGCUUUCACCCUGUCUUCCCAGUGGUGCAUGCUCCAACCUUUCGUCCAUCCAAGGCCAACUCGAUGGUGCUUUUGUCCAUAUGCUCGGUUGGCAGUCUUUUUACGGGGUCGAGCCAUGCCAUUCGGCAAGGCGUCCAAAUUUUUGAGCGGUUGCAUAAGGCUGUUCUGGCGAACUGGGACCGCCUGAUUGCUCGUGGCAAGGAUGAGAAAAUCUCGUUGAUCCAAACAGCCAUCAUCGGACAGACUUUCGGUCUGCUCUCUGGGGAACCGAAACAUCUAGCUAUCGUUGACGCUUUCAACGGGACAUUGAUAUCAUGGGCGCGACGACUGUCAACAUUCAAGACGAGGAAGUUGAAAGGACUGAGUCUGGAUCUCCUUCCAACAGACCUGGAGAAAUGCUGGCGUGAAUGGGCAAAGAACGAAGAGCUCAUCAGGAUCGCGCUUGCAGUGCAUAUUCAUGACGCUGAACUUGCGAGCAUCUUCCACCAUGAGCCCUUCCUCCGUCACAACUCUCGACAACUUCCUGUGGCCGCUUCACAUGAAAUGUUUUCGGCUGCACGACCGGACGAAUGGCGUCAGGCGUAUCUGAACGAUCCUAGCAAUUUCGAAAGUGAGGAAAUGACUCCUGCGUCAAUUGACGCACACAUUGACUUCGACAUUUCAUCGACACCGAGAAAUAGCUGCUUUACAGCAUACACCAUCCUGGAAGGUAUCUGCGUGAAUAUCGUUGAGUGCAGGAUAGAUGGUCGUUCAUCUUUGGCAACAAUUGAGGAGAUAUCCGAACUCCUGACAACAUUCUAUGGCCAUUUCAUGCAGGCGACAGCCUCUUUGACCGCCGAUCAUAUGGAUAUGACCAUUCUGUGGCACCUGGCCUAUAUUUCUAUCAGUGCCGAUUUCGAUCUACUCGAGAGGGCGAUCGGCCGUGAGGGAUCCGACUUGUCACCUGAGGACCAGUUGGCCGUCAGGAAUUGGGCCAACUCGGACCAAGCUAAGCGAUGUGUCAUACAUGGAUCACUCGUCCAGAAGAAACUCGAGAACCUGCCUCUCGGUUCUGAACCCGCUAUUCAUGUCCCGAGGGCAAUGUUCCGAGCGGGCAUUGCGUGGUUCUGUUACACCCGCUUCGGCAUCGAGACGGGUGUCAACAAGGCACUUGCCGCCGAAAAUCUUGAAUUUCCCGAGUUCAAGCUCCUUGGGGUUAAUCCUGCCUUGUUGUUGUUUCAGGCAAAUGGGUACAAACAUGGAAGACCCACAGCUGCGGAGGUGAACGCGGCUCUUUGCGGACUGACAGACCUGUUGAGACGUAUUGGUCACUGGGAGAUUGCACGAAGGUUUGCUGCUAUCCUCGGAGCACUCUUGCACGAUGAGGCGGGUUGAAAGACCACAAUUUCGCGUUUUCAA
Molecule: messenger RNA, 2544 nt
Organism: Exophiala viscosa
Lineage: Eukaryota; Fungi; Ascomycota; Eurotiomycetes; Chaetothyriales; Herpotrichiellaceae
Product: early growth response protein
Exons: 2
Coding region: 226-2520 (764 amino acids)
Biological process (GO): regulation of transcription by RNA polymerase II; DNA-templated transcription
Cellular component (GO): chromatin
Molecular function (GO): zinc ion binding; RNA polymerase II cis-regulatory region sequence-specific DNA binding; DNA-binding transcription factor activity, RNA polymerase II-specific
Source: RefSeq, a predicted model, not a curated record